UUUCAGAAUUCUGUAAUAUAUACAUCAAUGUCCUAUUUAUAUUGAGUGCUAUGUCCUUACCUGCAACUUUGUAACUAACUGCUGACAUGGCAAAGCUAACUAACAUUUCAACUAACUGAUAAUUUGAUCCCAUUUUCCUGUAACAUAGUAAUACCUUUUCUUUUGUGUUGGAUGAUGAAUUCUGAGCCUAUAGCUGUACCCACAAAGGAGGACGAAGACACUUCCUUGCUUUCUUUUGACACAGAUUCUUCCCAAUCUACUCCUCCAAAACCCCAUCCACAAAUAUGGGUAAUUUUCACAGUUCUAAUUCUUGUAACUUGUCUAGUUAUUGCCUUUGGUUUCCUCUUCUUGUCCUCCUCUUCUUCACAUCAUGAUGUAUCACGACCAUUCAAGAAACUCAAACAUCCAGUUGUUCUCUUGAUUUCCUCAGAUGGGUUUCGCUUCGGAUAUCAAUACAAGACAGAUACUCCAAAUAUGAAUAGAUUGAUCAAGAAUGGGACGGAAGCCGAACUAGGUUUAAUUCCUGUGUUCCCAACUUUGACUUUUCCUAAUCAUUAUGCCAUUGUUACUGGUUUAUACCCUGAAUAUCAUGGUAUUGUAAACAAUUAUUUUCUUGAUCCCAACAGUCCUGGCGAGGCUUUCAAUAUGAAGAGUUAUGAUCCUAAGUGGUGGCUAGGUGAGCCACUUUGGGAGACUUUGGUUAAUCAUGGUCUUAAGGCUGCUACUUAUUUCUGGCCUGGAUCUGAAGUGAAUAAAGGAGGUUGGACUUGUCCACAAUUUUUUUGUAAGAGGUAUAAUGGUUCCGUCCCGUUUGAAGAAAGAGUUGAUACUGUCUUGAACUACUUUGAUUUGCCAAGUGAUGAAAUUCCUUCGUUUAUGACACUCUAUUUUGGAGACCCUGAUCAUCAGGGUCAUAAGGUUGGGCCAGAUGAUCCUCAAAUCACUGAAGCCAUUGAAAGAGUUGAUGGGAUGAUUGGGAAGUUGAUCAAAGGUUUAGAAGAAAGAGGGGUUUUUGAGGAUGUUAACAUUAUAAUGGUUGGGGAUCAUGGUAUGGUUGGCACUUGCGAUAACAAGUUGAUCUUUCUGGAGGAUUUGGCUCCGUGGAUUGAAAUUUCAAAGGAUUGGAUACAGUCAUAUAGUCCAUUGCUUUCCAUUCGUCCACCACCAAGUUACUCCGCCAAGGAUGUCGUUACCAAGAUGAAUGAGGGCUUAAAGUCAGGGAAGGUUCAGAAUGGGAAAUAUUUGAAAGUCUAUCUAAAGGAGGAGCUGCCUGAUCGGCUGCAUUAUUCUGCGAGUAAUCGAAUCCCACCCAUCAUUGGAUUGAUUGAUGAAGCAUUUAAGGUCGAACAGAAGAGCUCAAAAAGUAAAGAAUGUGGUGGAUCUCAUGGUUAUGACAAUGCAUUCUUCUCAAUGAGGUCCAUUUUCAUUGCCCAUGGUCCUAAGUUUGCUAGGGGCCGCAAAGUCCCAUCUUUUGAGAAUGUUCAGAUUUACAACCUGGUUACCACAAUCCUUAAUAUACAAGGAGCAUCCAAUAAUGGGACAACAUCAUUUCCAAAGACGAUUCUUUUACCAAGCCACUGAGAUUUAGCUAAUUAGGAAUGGAUUCUUUAUGCUAACAGGGGUGAGGGAAUAUCAUGUGAUUUUUGUAUGCUUCGCUUAACAAUUAGAAAAUGUUAGUUAAGUUGAUUUAAGGUGAUGAACUAGUGCUGCAGGUUAUGCACCUUGUUACCUCGCGGCAUCAAUUCACAUUUGUCGCUUCCGAAAUUAUAGUAUUAGGUGUUGCAACUUUUAUUUUGUAGCUGGCUUAUUUUUACGAUUAUUAACAUUGUUGCUAUUAUGUAGAUAGAGAGUGAAUUGAUAAAUGAAUAUAUUUCAAUAUAUUUGC
Messenger RNA from Lycium ferocissimum, 1885 nucleotides. RefSeq lists its product as uncharacterized. Lineage: Eukaryota; Viridiplantae; Streptophyta; Magnoliopsida; Solanales; Solanaceae. The coding region runs from base 172 to 1581 and encodes 469 amino acids. The transcript has a single exon. The record is from RefSeq and is a predicted model, not a curated record. Gene Ontology annotation, cellular component: vacuole.